Molecule: messenger RNA, 1152 nt
Organism: Sporothrix brasiliensis 5110
Lineage: Eukaryota; Fungi; Ascomycota; Sordariomycetes; Ophiostomatales; Ophiostomataceae
Exons: 1
Coding region: 1-1152 (383 amino acids)
Cellular component (GO): nucleus
Source: RefSeq, a predicted model, not a curated record
AUGCCGCAAGAUCCUGACCUAUACGGCCAACGGACGGCCAAGAAGAAAAAGACAGAGCUGGGCCUGUCCAACACGCUCGACUUUGCGUCCCAACUGCAAUCGCUCAUCACAGCAAAACCAAAGGCGAAGGGCAGCAACAGCGCCACCAGCAGGUCGGGGACAGCCAGCGGGGAGAAGAGAAGGAACCUACCACUAUUCCCGUCGCCGUCCAAGAGGAGCAGGACCGACUCGGGAGUGGAUGACGACCACAAGACGAAGGACAAGAGCAAGAGCAAGAGCAAGACUGCGCCCUGGAACAAGCGACCGCCUCCAGGCGCUGUCGACGCCGAACUCGACGACGCUGAGCGCGAGCGCAUCCGCCGCAACAUGGCCGCCAAGGCCAAGCGGUAUGCCCAGAUGCAGCGCGGCGACUACCUGCCGCGCGAGGGCGAGGUGGCGUCGCUCGUUGACUUUGACCGGAAAUGGGCCGAGAAGCGGCGCAGAGACAGUCACAGCGAUGGCAGCGAUAGCAGCGAUAAUGGCGAUAGCAGCGAGGACGAGGAUGAUGCCAACGGCAACAAAGACAGCGGUGACACCACAAUGGUCGAGUACGUCGACGAGUUUGGCCGCACGCGCACCGUCUCCAAAGCCCGCCGCGAACGCGACCUGCGCCGCCAAGAACGCGCCCGGCGAGCUGCACAAGACCUGGCAGACAUGCGUGCGCGACCCGCGCCGCCCCCCGACACAUCGCGGCUCAUCUUUGGCGACGUCAUCCAGACCGAGGCCAUCGAGGCGGCGGCCGACCAACUGCCGCCGCGUCCGCUGCGAGCCGACGAGGAGGACGCUCCCGCUGAGACACACUACCGCCCGCAGGACGAUGUGCGCACCCGGGGUGCUGCCUUCUAUGCCUUUGCAACGGACGACGAGAAGAAGCGAGCCGAGCAGAUGCAGGCGCUCGCCGACGAGCGGGCCAAGACGGAGGCGGCGCGGGCGGAGCGAAGCGCACAGCUGGAAGCGCGAAAACAAGAGAUGGCGGCACGGCGGGCGGCCUUGGCGGAGCGGAAGGCCAAGAAACAGGCAGACAGCUUCCUGGACGGGCUGGGCAUGGACUUGUUCGCAGGUCGCAGAAACGGAGGCGGCGGCGAAGGCGACGAAAACGAGAAGCCAUCAUGA